Molecule: messenger RNA, 510 nt
Organism: Cylindrotheca closterium
Lineage: Eukaryota; Bacillariophyta; Bacillariophyceae; Bacillariales; Bacillariaceae
Source: the annotation of a GenBank genome assembly
AUGGCUGAUAGUGGAACGGUAAAAUUGGUAAGCAAGGAAGGAGACGUCCAUGAAGUCCCCAUUUCGGUAGCCAAAAUGUCGACAUUGGUUGCCACCAGCAUUGACGAUGACGACGAUGAAGACGACGACGAAGUCCGUGAGAUUCCUUUGCCCAAUGUGAAGGACGCCGUCUUGCAAAAGGUCAUUGACUACUGUACACACUACAACAAGGAACCCAUGACGGCCAUUCAAACACCAUUGAAAUCCAACAAGAUAGAAGAUAUGGUCCAACCAUGGUACUCGAAUUUUGUGCAAGUCGAACAAAAUUUAUUGUUUGAGUUGGUGACUGCGGCCAAUUUUAUGGAUAUCAAGCCAUUGCUGGACUUGACUUGUCUGGCCGUGGCAGUCUUGAUCAAGGGGAAACAAGCCAGCGAACUCCGAGCAAUGUUCAACAUUAGCAACGAGUUUACUCCGGAAGAAGAAGCACAAGUACGAGAGGAAAACAAGUGGGCGGAAAAUCAAGAGUCAUAA